Messenger RNA from Mauremys reevesii (Reeves's turtle), 4034 nucleotides. Its product is annotated as polymeric immunoglobulin receptor-like. Gene Ontology annotation, biological process: B cell differentiation; B cell receptor signaling pathway; positive regulation of natural killer cell mediated cytotoxicity. The transcript has 9 exons. Lineage: Eukaryota; Metazoa; Chordata; Testudines; Geoemydidae. The record is from RefSeq and is a predicted model, not a curated record. Bases 253 to 2241 code for a protein of 662 amino acids. Gene Ontology annotation, cellular component: B cell receptor complex; external side of plasma membrane.
AGCUUGUGAGUGGAAAGGGGAACUAACUGUGAGAAAAGGAGGGAGCAGAGAGACAGAGCGAUCUCAAGAAUAAGGGCAGGAGAGAGAGGGCGCUUACGCAUUUGCUGACAUCCCAGGCUCAGGAAGUGAAUAUUCUGGUAGAGAGAGAGAGACAGGAAACCCCAGACUCAGGGAGUGGCUCAGAGAAGUCCUUGUUGCACAGUGGCUGCUGCAGAGUCAGUGUCAAGGAAGGACUACACCCUACAAGCCAACAUGAGCCUCCAGCUGGCAAACAUCUUUCUGCCUUUGCUCUUCCUCCUUUGUCUGCGUAUGGGAGCCGCAGAAAAUACUGCUGCUGUCUUUGUGGUGAAUCAGACACCCCCUUCUAUCCGUGCAAUGGAAGGGUCAGAGUUCACCAUCGAGUGUACAUUCAACACAAGCAAUAAUUCAACCAGGUGGUUUGUUGAAUGGAAUAAAACCAGAAACAAUGCAACAGCCAAGGUGAAUGGAACAGAUCGAAUCAUAUUAUCAACAGAUAGAGAAAAGAGGUCUCUUUCCCUCACUGUGAAGAAAGCCGACGUCACUGAUUCUGGAACCUACGUAUGUGGGGUUGGGAGCAAAGAUGUGAUAUAUCCUGGGACUGGAACCCAAGUGACCAUCAAUGAAAUUACCGACCUGAUGGUGAAUCAAACCCCAACCAGUGUCAGUGAUUUAGAAGGCUCAGAACUUACCAUUAACUGUACAUUCAAGACAGUCAAUAACCACAGCCCCAUGUAUGUGCGAUGGUAUAACUAUGGGACCGAGGGACUAAAGAAAGAGCUGGUGAAUGAGAGCGAGGUGAUCACAACCCUGCAUUUGGACAAUGGGUUUGCCUCUCUCACUUUGAAGAAUGUGAAUUCAUCUAAUACAGGAACCUACGUGUGUGAGGUGGGGGUCACAGCAAGGAACCUCUCUGGGAAUGGAACAGGAACCCAAGUGACCAUCGAGAAAAUUCCCAAGCUGAUGGUGAAUCAGACCCCAGCCAAUAUCCAGGAGUCAGAAGGGUCAAAUCUCACCAUGGAGUGUAGAUUCAUGGAAUUGAAAAACCACAGGACCUUGUAUGUGAAAUGGUAUAAACAUAAUGGAACUGGGGGAACGAAGAAGGAGCUGAUGAGCGAAAGAGGCGGGGGCUCAGCAGCCCUGGAUUUGGAAAAGGGUUUUGCUUCGUUCACUCUGAAGAACGUGAGUGUAACCGAUACAGGAACCUACAUGUGUGAGGUGGGGAGCACAGCUUGGAACUUGUCUGUGUCAGGAGCCGGAACCCAAGUGACCAUCACUCUUGUUGACCUACUGGUGACUCAGAGCCCUGCCUUUGUCAAUGAAGAGGAAGGGAAACAGCUGACCAUAGACUGUAGAUUCAGGGCCCUGGAGAAACCCAGCGCCAAGUACUCUGUUAAAUGGUAUAAAAACGGGACUGAUGGAAACGAGAAGGAGCUGAAAAAUGGAACAGGCUCAGUCACAACAAUUCUAGAUUUCUCAGCGGGCCUGGCUUCUCUGAACUUGACAAAAGCCAGCAUGAGUGAUUCUGGGUUCUACAGAUGUGACUUCGGUAAAAAUGGCCGUGGGAAUGGAACGAGAGUGAUGAUCCAUGCUGUUGACCUGCUGGUGAAUCAGACGCCUGCCGUAAUGAAUGGAUCGGAAGGAGACAAGCUCACUAUAGAGUGUAGAUUCAAGGUGGUGAAAGACUCCAGCACCACGUCCAGUGUUACGUGGUAUAAGACAGGGGCUGAUGGACACAAGAAAGAGCUGAAGAACACAACAGGCAUUGUCACAACAGCUCUAGAUUCCUCAAAGGGCCUGGCCUCCCUCACCUUUAUCAAAAUCAAUAGGAACGACUCCGGGCUCUACAGAUGUGACUUUGGUAAAAAUGGCGGUGGCAAUGGAACCAGAGUGACCAUCCAUGCACAUGACCAAAAGCUGAGCGUUUACAUUGUUCUUGGGGCUGUGGCUGGGACACUUCUCUUCUUCCUGGUGCUCGGUAUCCUUUUGUGGAGACGCAGACAGUGCUCCAAAGAACCACUUCAAAGCAGGUCAGAGGCAGAGAUGAAUCAGCUGGAGAUGUCUUCUCCUCCACCAGCUGAUGAGGUGACUUACGUUGACUUGAACUUCCACAAAAAGGAUGCAAAAGCGGAGGAAGAGGUUGUUUACACGGAAGUGAAGAUACGGCCAAAACAGAGAGAUGACAAUGACAUCUACGCAAAAGUCAAAUCUCAUCAGCACUAGGGGGAAGAGCUAAUGGGAAUUAACAGAGGGGUGACCAGCAUUUCACAUGUCCAUUAAAUGCAAGUCUCCAUGAGAAAAUGAAUUAGCUCUUAGUGAAAGAUGUCCUUGGAGAUCAAAGUCCUCUAGUUAUGAAUAGAACAGGUUGCAGUGCAAGAUUUCCUCGUUUCCUGCUCCAUCAACAUGUCUCAACUCUGGUCUGGAGAGACCAAUUCUGAGGGCAAACGGAGAGUUCUGCUAACCCAUCUACUCUUGGUCUAUGAGCUGCAAUUGCAGCCAGGAAACAGGUUGUGCUGUGGACAGUGGUUCACUAGGAACUGAGUCGAGCCCAGAAAUUCAUUGAAUUUUUAGUUGCUAUUUACCAGCACUGUAUUUGAACAGCGACCAAGAGCCAAGCCCUUGAGCCACCCAAGUAUGGAAAAUGUUGCCAUCUUGUUGUGGGAAGCGUUGUCCUCCACUGGAGAUGCCAACUGUGCUGAACGAGGAAGGAAAAGCCUCCGAAGAGCCAUGCUCCCUACCCUGGAGGAUGUACAAUAAUGCUGAUAAGGCUCAAGAGCAAUUUCUCAUACUUUCAUGAAUGAGACUGACAUGAUUGUUUAAUCUUUCUAAGCACAAAGCAGGCUUCUCUGUUGGGAGGGAAUUAAGCUUCCCUGGAUUCCACCCACUUAAGAGCCAAACAACAACAAUAUGAAUUGCUUUGCCAGCAGAUUUUAAAAAUUAACUAAAGCUUUUACAGCCGGUUUAGCCCAGGAUUAAGUGUGUACAAUUGCUCUGAUUUAAAUGGAGUUGUACCUACUUACGCCAGGAAUGGAUUUGUCCCCUUGUUUUUGUGAGAAUUUACUGUAAAUUUUAAAAGGAAAUGUGUAAUUUAAAAAAAAGCCAUCAUUUCUAGUGGUUCAAGUAGAUUGUGUUUUCAGAUAAUUAUUAAUAAUAAGAAUUUUAGAUAAACCCUCAGAAAAAAUAACCCAAAGGGGCUGUUGGGCUCCCCAAAAUGGAGAUACCUCAAAAAAUCAACAGGAGUUCCUUUGAAAGUCUCCCCAUAACACAUUGAUUUUUAUGACUACUGCAGAUGAAUGAGAUAUAACCUGUGCAGACCACAACUCAUGGAUUUCCAUAACGAUACAACCAGAAGAGACAACACAGGAACCAUGUGAACACCUGCAAAAUGUUCUGCUGAUUAUUAAUACCUGCAUCCAUUCAUGAGUAACUAAGGGGUAGGUCUUUAGCCACAUCAGUUUCAUGAAUGCAAAUGAUGGGUUAUUCAGUGGUAACUGUUGUUCAUUGGGUAUAUUGCCUCUGCAGAUCCACCCAGGGCAAAUCUGCAGAGGCAGUACUUCCAGAAGAAGAACUGGGUGACUAAAUACCCACCAUGAACACCACAUAUGCUGGGUGGAGACCAAAUUCAAGCCUGGCUGAAGUCAUGAAGGUUUUCACCCAUUUACACCAAGACCGUACAUAUGCCUUAUGAUAUAGAUAAGACUGGCCAUGCUGGGUCAGAUCAAUGGUCCAUCUAGCCCAGUAUCCUGUCUUUGACCAAUGCCAGAUGCUUCAGAGGGAAUGAACAGUACAGGGCAAUUUCAAGUGAUCCAUCCCCUGUUGUCUAGUCCCCCCUUAUGACAGUUGGAGGUUGAGAGACACCACACUGAAUGACUAAGCUGUGUACAAAAUAUACAGCAGUUGCCCUAAACACUACAGCUUGCAGCAGAAUUACUGCUAAUGGUUUAGGCCAUUACUGUACAGCAGGGGUAGGCAAUCUAUGGCACGCGUGCCGAAGGCGGCACACGAGCUGAUUUUCA